Messenger RNA from Aureobasidium pullulans EXF-150, 480 nucleotides. RefSeq lists its product as uncharacterized. The coding region runs from base 1 to 480 and encodes 159 amino acids. The record is from RefSeq and is a predicted model, not a curated record. The transcript is spliced from 2 exons. Lineage: Eukaryota; Fungi; Ascomycota; Dothideomycetes; Dothideales; Saccotheciaceae.
AUGCUAAUUUCUCCAUCACAUCUUCGUCUACUGACCAAAUAUCAGCAUGGAACCACUCGCUGCGAUGGCCAAACAGCUGGCAGCCGCAUCAACCAAGCCGCUGAAUCGUUCACAUCCGUCAAGAAGGAACUCGCAGAGACCAAAGCCGCUCUCGCCCAGACCAAAAAGAAAGCCUUGAAGGACAGCAUUGCAUCGAUCAAGCAGCGCGAAGAAAACAUCAGACAAGCCACUGAGAUCAUCUCUUUGCUAAACGAGAUCCACAAUGAGACUUGGAAGCGUAUGUUCAGGCACAGCAUCACGAUUGACACCACCUACGGCGACGCCAUGUACAGUGCUAGGUACCACAGCACUACUGAGCUCGAAAAUAAUACCUUCCGUUGGACAACUGAGAAUCGAGAGGCUGCCAUCGAGCUCAACGAGCUGCUGCUGCAACUCGAUAAGAUCAAUCCAAUUACCGAGGCAGAGCCUGAGAGUGCCUGA